CUUCUACCGUUUUUUUCAAAAUAUUCAAAAAAAUAUUUACAAAAAAAUGUCUGCAAAGUUUAAAAAUGAUUUAUUAGUUCCUAUAGGAAUGACUGCCACUAGUCUUGCACUUAUAGGUGCUGCUGCUGCUAUAUAUCGGGAUAAUAAAAGACUUGCAAAUCGUAUGUUUAGAUUUAGAGUUUAUGCUCAAGGCUUUACAUUAAUUUCAAUAAUUGCUGGGAGUCUUUAUUAUCGAUAUUCUGAUUCAUCUUGAUUCAUCUUGAUUCAUCAAUUCUUUGAUAUAUAUACAUUAGAUUAUA
Messenger RNA from Pneumocystis carinii B80, 299 nucleotides. RefSeq lists its product as hypothetical. The record is from RefSeq and is a predicted model, not a curated record. Gene Ontology annotation, biological process: mitochondrial respirasome assembly. Gene Ontology annotation, cellular component: mitochondrion. The transcript is spliced from 2 exons. Bases 47 to 253 code for a protein of 68 amino acids. NCBI's taxonomy places the organism in Eukaryota, Fungi, Ascomycota, Pneumocystomycetes, Pneumocystales, Pneumocystaceae.